Molecule: messenger RNA, 3220 nt
Organism: Tarenaya hassleriana
Lineage: Eukaryota; Viridiplantae; Streptophyta; Magnoliopsida; Brassicales; Cleomaceae
Product: endoplasmic reticulum metallopeptidase 1
Exons: 14
Coding region: 377-3070 (897 amino acids)
Biological process (GO): proteolysis
Molecular function (GO): metalloexopeptidase activity
Source: RefSeq, a predicted model, not a curated record
UUCUCACUCUCUCUUAUCCGUUUCGAUUCCAUGAUUGCGUUGCGCUCUUAUGAUCUUUCCUACGACUGCUCUGUCGAUCACCCAUCUACCAAUUUCGCCUUUUUCCUGGACUUCAAAUCUGCCCACCUUCAUGUCAUGUUUAUCAACUAGCUUGCAGCGAUUUCGGUCAAACCCAGAUCUACAAUUCUUGUAAUUUUCACUGAUCCGGGUUUUGAAUCGUCCAUUCGUCGCGGAAUUUGUUUAGGGUUUCUCUUUUCCUAGUUGUUUUAGCGGAACGUUAUCGAAGUUUGAGAAUAAUUUUGUGCCGAGCAACCGAACUGAUAUUGUUAUUGCAUCAAUCAAACAGGCGACUGGCUAUUGAUUUUGUGUAUCAGAUAUGAGAAAACGACAUCCUAAGCCUUCCAAUGUGUCGGAUCCAUCGUCUGUUGUCGCCAAAGAAAGUGGCAACGUUGGUGCAAUAAGUCCAAGAAGAUCAGGAAUUGUGUGGUUGGCUUUGUGUUUGUUGGCAUACUCUACUUGGACUGUUUACAAUUAUCAGCAUGUGAUUUUGCCACCGCCUCUUAGCUCCGAGCAAGCUGGUAAAAGAGGUUUCUCCGAGGUUGAGGCCAUGAAACAUGUCGAGGAAUUGACACAAUUGGGUCCUCACCCUGUCUCUUCUGAUGGUCUUGACGAUGCAGUCCAGUAUGUGUUUGAAAUGGCCGAGAAAAUCAAGAAAACCGCUCACUGGGAGGUUGAUGUUGAUGUUGAGCUAUUCCAAGCUAAGACCGGUGCAAAUCGUAUGGUCAGUGGCCUGUUUAAGGGGAAAACACUUGCAUACUCAGAUUUAGGUCACAUCAUAAUAAGAAUCUUGCCGAAAUAUGAAUCCGACGCAGGGGAAAACGCGAUCCUGGUCUCGUCUCACAUCGACACCGUAUUUUCAACCGGAGGGGCUGGAGAUUGCAGUUCAUGCGUUGCCGUGAUGCUGGAACUUGCUCGAUCUCUUUCCCAGUGGGCUCACGGGUUCAAGAAUUCUGUUAUAUUCUUGUUUAAUACUGGAGAGGAAGAAGGUCUGAGCGGUGCUCAUAGCUUUAUAACCCAACAUCCGUUGAAUUCCACAAUACGUUUAGCUCUCGAUUUGGAGGCCAUGGGUGUCGGCGGAAAGUCGGCCAUUUUUCAGGCUGGUCCGGAUCCAUGGGCUAUCGAGAACUUUGCCUCGGUGGCGAAAUACCCAUCUGGACAGAUCAUUGGACAGGAUCUUUUUGCUUCCGGAGUCAUAAAAUCUUCUACCGAUUUCCAAGUUUACCAGGAGGUUUCUGGUCUGUCGGGAUUGGACUUUGCGUAUGCCGAUAACACUGCAGUUUAUCACACCAAGAAUGAUAAAAUCGAGCUUUUGAAGCCGGGAUCUCUUCAGCAUCUGGGAGAAAAUGUACUUGCUUUUCUUAUUCGGGCCGCUUCAUCUUCUAAUCUUCCAAAUAACAAGGAAUUACAAGGAGAGGAGAAAUCGAAUCCCGACUCUGCUAUAUAUUUCGACAUUUUGGGAAAAUAUAUGGUUGUAUACCGGCAGAGUUUCGGGACGAUGCUACAUAAUUCAGUAAUCAUGCAAUCGCUUCUUAUAUUGGUUACGUCCUUGUUCAUGGGUGGUUAUUCAGCGGUUAUCUCGCUACUUUUGUCGUGUUUGAGUAUUAUCUUCGCAUUGAUAUUCUCAGUAGCCUUCUCAGUCUCUGUGGCCUUCAUCCUACCGCUGAUAUCUUCAUCACCCGUGCCAUUUGCUUCACACCCAUGGCUUGCGGUUGGAUUGUUUGUCUCGCCUUCGAUUUUGGGGUCUAUAACUGGUCAGCAUUUGACUUUCCUCUUGCUUCAGAAAAACGCGUCGAGAGUAUAUUCAAAGAGAAAGCAACUCUCCCCCGUCGUACGGGCUGAUUUGGCCAAGCUAGAUGCUGAAAGAUGGUUGUUCAAAGCUGGUUCCAUCCAGUGGCUUGUUCUUCUGGCUUUGGGGACCUACUAUAAAAUUGGAUCGGCUUAUUUGGCUCUCGUUUGGCUCGUACCGCCUGCAUUUGCGUAUGGAUUGCUCGAGGCGACUUUAACUCCUGCUCGAUUGCCGAGGCCUCUCAAAUUUGUAACACUCCUCUUCGGGUUGGCGGUUCCGGUUUUAGUUUCCUCAGCCAGUUUUAUCCGCUUAGCUGGCACGAUGAUCGGGAUGCUCAUCCGUUUUGACAGGAACCCAGGUGGGACUCCAGAAUGGCUCGGGAGCGUCAUGGUCGCUGUUAUUAUCGCUACUUUCGUUACUCUGACAAUGGUUUAUCUACUGUCUUAUGUCCAUCACUCGGGUGCAAAAAGAUCGGUCGUGGCCAUGUUGUGCAUUAUAACCGGCCUCUCUCUCGCACUUGUGUCUUCCGGUACUAUUCCUGCUUUUACCGAGGAUACUGCAAGAGCGGUAAAUGUAGUGCAUGUCGUGGAUACAACGAAAGGGCAAGAUCCGAUCUCCUACGUAUCGCUGUUCUCGUACACACCCGGAAACUUGAACAUGGAAGCUGAGAAGAUCGGAGAAGGGUUCACAUGUGGCAAGGAGAGAAACACCGAUUUCGUAGGCUUUGAAGCUACAUACAGCUGCGUGACCGAGGAAGGUGCUGGCGUCGGGUGGGACGAGGGCAAUAUUCCAACGAUGCGUGUCUUAGACGACGACGCCUCAGGAGUGUCGAUCGACACCAGAGGCUCAUCCCGUUGGGUUCUCGCCAUUAACAUGGAGGAAAUCGAAGAUUUUACACUGGAAGCUGAGGACGAAGUGCUGGUUCCACGGGGCGGCAAAAAGGCCAGCGUCGAUGGAUGGCAUACGGUUCAAUUCGCGGGAGGGCGAAAAGCGCCGAGGCGAUUUGUCCUUAGGGUUUUGAAGGGAAGAAAGGGGGAAGAGUCCGAACCCGAGAAGAGGAAGAAGCGGCCGCUCUUGAAACUCAGGACGGAUUUCAACCGAGCGACGCCAAAAGUCGAAGACGUCCUGCGGAAACUUCCCCCGUGGUGCUCCUUGUUCGGGAAAUCGACUUCGCCCUAUACGCUGGCUUUUCUCGCUUCUCUUCCUGCCGGCAUCUUAGGAUAGACGCAGCCUUUCGUAGUUCUGUUCUUUGCCAUUGAAAUUUAUUCAGACUGGUUAUACAUACAUUACCCAUAACGACUUGCAGCGAACAGUGACAAAAAGUUUCGGUUUUAUCGGAAAAAAAAUGUUAUUUUUUUUUUGUAACUGAGCUUA